AUGUUCGCCAGACCAAUAUCUGCUGCAUUCCGUGCAACUACCCGUCCCUCUUCUUCACAAUUCGCCUCCCGCUUCAUACAACCACAGUCCCGCCUCACACCUUUCGCCGUCAGACUGCUAUCUACAGAAACAAAAGCAGCAAUCGAUAAAGCAGUCGAAUCGCGGCCUGUGGUUCUGUUCAUGAAAGGCACACCCGAGACACCUCAAUGCGGGUUCUCUCGAGCUAGUAUUCAAAUCUUAGGAUUACAGGGUGUUGAUCCUGAGAAGUUUGCUGCUUUUAACGUGUUGGAGGAUGAGGCAUUGAGAGCUGGGAUCAAAGAAUACUCGGAAUGGCCAACGAUACCACAAUUAUAUAUCAACAAAGAAUUCGUGGGUGGGUGCGAUAUCAUAGUUGCGAUGCAUCAGAAUGGGGAGCUGGCAAAGUUGUUGGAAGAGAAGAAGGUUUUGGUUCCCGCCGAGGGUGAAGCGCCAAAGUGAUGAGGCGAUGAUUAGGAAACUGUAUAUUUGUUGUACAAAUGAACGACUCCACAGAUGUCACUCAUUUAUUCGAAGAAGAGCCAAGGAUGGUCAAGGAUCCAAGAUGAGUUAUGUCUUUCAUUCGUUCGUUCCUUAACACAACAAAAAUAAGUCCAA
Messenger RNA from Mollisia scopiformis, 633 nucleotides. RefSeq names its product glutaredoxin. The transcript has 3 exons. The record is from RefSeq and is a predicted model, not a curated record. The coding region runs from base 1 to 477 and encodes 158 amino acids. Lineage: Eukaryota; Fungi; Ascomycota; Leotiomycetes; Helotiales; Mollisiaceae.